AUGUUGAGAUCCACUAUAAGAUUAGGCUUGCAAACCAGCAGAGCUAUCGCCCCACUAGCCGCGCGCAGCACCUUGCCAACUGGGCCCACAGUCUCGCUUUCUGCCCGAUUCACCAGAAGCUACGCUGCUCCUAAACAAGUGACAACAGACGGCCAUGACAUCACCACAAAUAUCGACGAAAUCACCAUCAACCAGUACCACAAGCUUGCGGACGUGUACUUGGAGAGCUUUGUCGACGAAGUGGAGGCUCUCGGUGAACAAUACCCGGAGAUUGACAUUGAAUUGACCCAGGGUGUGAUGACCUUUGCAUUGCCCCCAAACGGUGUCUAUGUAAUUAACAAACAGCCUCCGAACAAGCAAAUCUGGUUGUCCAGCCCAAUCUCUGGGCCAAAGAGAUAUGACUUGGUGAAAGGCCAGUGGACUAGCUUGAGAGACAACAGCUUGUUGACCAACUUGAUGGCCGCAGAGAUUGCAUCCGCGUUGAAGAUUGAUUUCAAGUUUGAGGCCAUCUAG
Babjeviella inositovora NRRL Y-12698 is the source of this 513-nucleotide messenger RNA. RefSeq names its product ferroxidase (gene YFH1). Bases 1 to 513 code for a protein of 170 amino acids. The record is from RefSeq and is a predicted model, not a curated record. Lineage: Eukaryota; Fungi; Ascomycota; Pichiomycetes; Serinales. Gene Ontology annotation, cellular component: mitochondrion. The transcript has a single exon. Gene Ontology annotation, molecular function: ferroxidase activity; ferrous iron binding; iron chaperone activity. Gene Ontology annotation, biological process: iron incorporation into metallo-sulfur cluster; intracellular iron ion homeostasis.